AUGUCGAGCCUUGACGUCCCGAUGGAGAACACCGAAAGCGGCCUAAAAAGCCCACCGCAGUUGAAUCCCGACGUGGUGGCCGCGUUCAUGAACAAUUUCAUCUACACUUUCUUGUCAGAAAAAGGUGUAAUCAGCAAACUGCAGGCCGGUGAGGAAGUUUUGGUCGUCGCCUAUCCGCGCGAUUUUGCGAAGUUUGCUACUCCGAAAGAACUUCAAAAGAACAAGGUCAUCGUUUUCGUAGGGUUAUGCGUAGCAAUACCCUUUGUCUACCCAAGGGAAAUCGUCAUAGAUGUUGCGGAUAGUAUAGCGGCAGCUGCGGUGAAUGCCUGGAUAGAUGAGUUUGGGGAAAAGGACUUGGAUUCUCCUCCAGUUUUGUCAGAUGAGCUCAUGCAGCAGCUCAAGCUUACGUUUUUCGAGACAGAAUACCACGGCAAUGCGCACGUAAAUUUUGCCGACUACCUCUGGCGCUGCUGGAAAGUGUAUGACUCGGAGAUCUUCAGGGCCCUGUACGUGACGGUCGUUCAAAGCUCGGGCUUCGGGAAGAGUCGAAUGCUGUUCGAGUUGGCGCGCAGGGCAAAAGCUCCGAGCUCUCAGAUGAAAGUCCUGUAUACCUGCGCUCGCUUACACGAAUCGACGGGAUAUCCAGAGGCGACAACAAAUCUCCGCAACUGGUUGAUCCCAGAGUCUUCUACCGUCGAGCAGAUUACUUCUCGUUUGGAAGCCAUCUACAACUAUGCGGCAAACAAUUGGGAAGAAGUUCAAGGUGAGUGGAUCAAGUUGUUCAACGAGAAGAAAAGUGACGUGAUUGUUCGGAGGAAGCUGGACCAGCAAGCAGAAAACGAUAAGAAGGUCAGAAAGGCGGGCAAGAUAGUCCGCGGUUCAGUAAAGAAGAAUCAGGACGGCAAGAUGGUGGUGUUGGUGGUUGACGAAGCAAGGUCCCUACUUAAUGAGAAGGCGGACCCAGGCGCGCUAACAGUCAAAGUCAAUGAUUUCCGUCUAUUACGACGAGCGCUUGCUUUGGUCAACAACAGAAUCGGAGCAGAAGGAGGCAUUUUCGGGGUGUUUGUAGAUACGAGCCCAAAGAUCUCGGACUCCGAGUCGGAGGUGGAGACUCUAAGUGAGGAGGCAGAGCUGAAGGCUGAAAUAGCUGCGUACAAGGCGAUUGUGACCGGGAGCGAGAACGAUGCUUGGAAUGCGUUGCUGCGCAUGGGUCGUCCAAUGUGGUGGAGCACUUUCACCGAUCGAGAUGGAUUAUCACAAGCUUCUUUUGGGGAUCUAGUCACCGAAGCAGCAAAUAAGCUGCUGCUGGGAAACGAUUUUAAACAAGAAGCCUCAUACAACGAGAAGACCAUGUUUGGUGUUGCGUCGAUGCUCUGUCGACUGGGUGUACGUCCGUAUUCCACGUCGACGUUGGCGUCGCAGGUAGUCGCGGACUUCAUGGCUGUCCUCGCCUACGUGAAAUUUGAGAGCGAGGGCUACUUGAGUAGCUACGCGUCGGACCCGGUGCUUGCGUUGGGUGCGAUUAGCGUGUGGCAUUUCCUGGAGGACGGCUUGUCCAAGUAUAUUCUUCCGCAGCUGAAGAAGUUGAUACUGGACGAAGCACUGGAGACAGGUGGGAUUGGUGAAAUGGUCGCUCGCAUUGUGCUCCUUCUCGCGAUGGACCAGUGUGUGAUGGGGGAUCGAAGCAAGUCACAUGGCCAAUUCGUGUCGGUGGAGUCGUUUUUGAAUGUGAUGGGGUGCGAUGAAAUUGAAGUUUAUAUCGAGGGAAUGCUCCCUGGAAACAAAGAAACGUUUAACGAGUGGAAGUCAGAGUGGAAGGACUGGCGCAUGGGGUUCACUCACUUCAUACAGCUGCAAGCUGAACCGAAUGAAGAUACGCUGUGGUAUUUGCUGGGACGUCGGGCUGCGGGUAUUUUCCCGCGCAACCAGCUUGGAGCAGAUCUGAUGAUCCCAGUAUUUUGGAACAAAGAUGGCGAGAAGGAGCGAGUGUCAUUCAUGCUCAUCCAAGUGAAAAGCCGUUUCCCAAAAGACGAUGGUUUCUCCCAAGCAGCAUCAAAGAAGCUGUCUCCUUGGUUCGUGUCUGAAAGUCCGCAUCCGAAAGGCAAGAAACCUAAGGAGGGUCCAGCACCUAAGAAACCUGCAGUGAAACCAGCACUCAAGAAACGCACGGUGAAUGAAAACCCCUUGAGCGAGACGCCUGUUAGCGAUGUUAUUCGUAUAUGCAUGAAUCUGAGCAAAGAAGAAACUUCCGGUCCUGAGUCGCUGAACGAUUCUUUUCGGUUCAUCUCUUCCACGUCGUUGACGAAGGACAGCAGCACACCUGAAGCGCGAGGAGAAGAUACGGACGUUUACACGCUUUGUUUUCGCUCGCUGGGUUGUGAGACGUACCCUUUCUUAAAGGAAGAUGUGGCUCAAUGUCUCGCGAGUAUUGUGGCGUCUCAAUGGGAUCCCAUGGCACUUGUAGACGGCGAUCUGGAGCGUCGUCGUGUCAUUGAUAAAGACGGCGCGCCGUGGGCUUGCCUGUAA
Messenger RNA from Phytophthora infestans T30-4, 2526 nucleotides. RefSeq lists its product as uncharacterized. NCBI's taxonomy places the organism in Eukaryota, Oomycota, Peronosporomycetes, Peronosporales, Peronosporaceae. The record is from RefSeq and is a predicted model, not a curated record. Bases 1 to 2526 code for a protein of 841 amino acids. The transcript is spliced from 4 exons.